AUGUACUUUCUAUGUGAUGACUGUUAUAAUUAUACUAUUACUGCUACUGUUGCUCCUCUUGCUUCUACUACUGCUCCUGUUGCUCCUCCUCUCGAUCAUGCUGCUGCUUCUGCUACUAUUGCUCCUAUUCCUAUUGCUAUUGCUACUAGUCCUGCUGCUUCUCCUGAUUCUGCUCCUGCUUCUGGGACAAAUACUACUACCAUUACUACUAUGACUAUUACUACUACCACCACCAUCCCCACCACCACCACCACUACUCCCACCACUACAACAACUACUGUUGUUGUUGCUCCUACUCCUGCUCCUGUAGGAGCUCUACCACCACAACCACUACUGAGGAUGACUUAA
Molecule: messenger RNA, 348 nt
Organism: Beta vulgaris subsp. vulgaris (sugar beet)
Lineage: Eukaryota; Viridiplantae; Streptophyta; Magnoliopsida; Caryophyllales; Amaranthaceae
Exons: 2
Coding region: 1-348 (115 amino acids)
Source: RefSeq, a predicted model, not a curated record